Messenger RNA from Colletotrichum higginsianum IMI 349063, 3732 nucleotides. RefSeq names its product F-box domain-containing protein. Bases 1 to 3732 code for a protein of 1243 amino acids. Lineage: Eukaryota; Fungi; Ascomycota; Sordariomycetes; Glomerellales; Glomerellaceae. The transcript is spliced from 2 exons. Gene Ontology annotation, molecular function: protein binding. The record is from RefSeq and is a predicted model, not a curated record.
AUGAUGGACCAUAGCACUGACUCCCAUCGGCAAAGGGAACCAGAACCACGGCCGUCUAUCGACAAGUCACCCAUUCUGGCCCCGGAUCCCGCUUUCGAUCGACUGCCCGACGAGAUCAUCCAACAGAUACUACAGCUGACCGACCCUGACUCCUUUGCGUCCCUCAUCCUCCUCAACUCGAAAUGGCGAUCCGUAUCCCAGCAGGCCCAGCUCUACGCCCUCCACCUCUCGAAAUGCCAGUCCUACUCCUCGAGCCAUCCCCCCCUUUGCGAAGCCGACGUCCGAGAUGAAGACCUACCGCGCCUCAGGCGCUUGUUCGCCCGAGAAGUCAAGCGCAACCUCUUCGAAGCAUACUUGCGGCCCCGCGAAACCGUCAUCAAGCUGAUAUCCAAUUCCAUUAGCUCCUCGUCAUGUCCAGGCGGCGAAGGAAUGCAGUUUAUCCCCUCUCCCCGCGGUCAUCAUAUACUGGCCUACAACUCGUCGCGUAUCUACGUCCUCGACGUGCGAGGGAAACACAUCGACGUCAAGAGGGAAUUCAAGAUUCUCCGCCGCCCCGUUUCUACUUGCAUCAAAGACGACGGCUCCAUGCUGGCUGUCUUGUCCUCUGAAAUGCAGGUUGACUUGUACGACCUUGAGCAGUCCCCGCCUCGUCGCACCCAGUCCUUGAUCCUGGAUAACCCCCCGCGCACCAUUGCGCUCUCGCCGUGCGGUUCUGUUCUCGCUGCCGCUUACGAAGGGGGCAUCGAGGUGUCCUUGGUCAACCCUGGCGCGCUGCCCACGGACAGGAGAGCGGUGAAAUGCGAUGGAGUCGACGCCCUAUCAUUUUCCUUCGACGGCACCCAGAUUCUCGGAACUACCAUCCACUCGUCGCCGCCCACUACAGUCAUCCUGACGGCUCCGUACUAUGACCCUGGCAAUCAAAUAGCCGAUGAAAGCAUUAGCGCGCUAUGGACCACGUCGAUCUUGUUUCCCAACACGAGCCGCGAUUGUAGUCAUGCUGUGCUAUUGCAAGAUUCGGGCCAGGAGGAGGCCAGCUGGACCUUCACUUAUGAUCGCAGCUUCGAGACCUUCAGGGCUGUACGCAUCGAUGAUCUGCGUAAUGGUACCACCUACUUUACCGGGCCGAAACCCGACCCGGGCUCUCAAGCCAAGCUCACACCAUGCACUCUGCCUGCAGCCACCUUCCACGGAGAUCUCGUCAGCGCAGGAUUUCAGGGGAAGGACAUUUGGCUGUACGGCGUGCCGGAAGAUCUCGACGCUGUGCCUGAUUUCAACGCCGCUGGAGCUGAUGGCUUGUCAGCCCUGGCCGGACAAGGGCGGAGAAACAGCGGGCCUCCGUCGCGAUCAUCGUCGUCCCGGGCGCAAGAAAACCCCCGGGUGCCGCAGUGGCAAAUUCUAUGCGACAAGCUUCGAAAUACAUUUGUCUGGGGGACCAAGGUCGCAGAGCUCGAUGGCGUCGGCACAGUGAAGUGGGUUGCUGGCUUUGGGGAUUCAUCAGCACAGGAGCGUCUGGUUAUCACAGCCCGUGGCAUUUCCCCUGGGAAGUCCGUCAUCGAGGAGGACGACAUCGACUUUAUUGACGGUGGCAGAGUUACCCUCCUCGACUUUGAUUACGGCCCUGACGAUGGGCAAAGAACAGAGAUCGAGAUCGAGGUAGGGACAAAAGAGCCCGAAGUACUCGAAGAGGAACAGAGGGACAUAGACACCGAGGUGGCCAUUGUACGUCGCAGAACCGUCGCUCAAAGGCGGGGAGACCGCGGCGCCUUGAUGCGUGCAGCUACGAGUGCGGCAGGCCGGGGGAAUACCUUGCCCCCAUUGCCUUCCAUGCCUCCCAUGCCACCCAUACCACCCAUACCAUCCAUACCGCAGUCCAGAGAGGAACACGAAGCUGGGAACGAAGUGGACGAUGACGAUCCGCUCAUUCCAAGACGCAUCGGCGCGCCGCCGCGGAUCAACGUUCAGGAGUCAAUGUCGUCUUUGGUUCCCCAAGCAGGCGAAUCUGCUUCGAUGAUCGAGGAAGAGGAGGCCGAGGAAGCCGUGGAAGCCCCUUACUCGCAUGAUGGGCCCCGAUCGACCAAUACUCUUCGUCGUGCAGCCACCGCUGCUGCUAUGAACCGAAGCCGCAAUCCGCAAGCGCCAGCUGCCGGACCGGUAGAGUAUCGGCGAGCUGAUGGCCGGCGCGAGCACCCGCACGAGAGUGAUGCAGACAAUUGGGUUCCUCCGCCGCCGCCGUACCAGAAAGAUGACCCUGGCGACUUGCCUGCAUUUCUGCGAACCGCCGUCAUCACUCCCGGGGGCGUGCAGAUUCAAAGUCAGCCAGCAAGGACUCAAACAGCUGCGCCGGCCAUCAGAUCACCGGCUUGGCCCCUUCCAGGCCGGCCUAGCUCUUUUCAGACUUCCGGUCGCCCUCUGAGUUACCAGGAGCCUGCCAGCAGCCCGCCUGCCAAUGCCACCCAUCAUCUCCGUAUUGCCAGCGACACGACGAUGAUAAGUCGACCGCGCACUGCGGAUUCUUCGACUCGCCCGACGCCUACCCCCUUUGCUCACGUUAACGCCGACGAGGACAUUUACGACGUCUCGCCACCGGACUCGCCGCGUGUAGCUGCAAGGAGGCCCAGUGAAGCUGAAGCCAUCUCGCCCGAGGAUCAGCGCAUGGUCAGCGAACAUUCAGUGACUCGGGCAGCGAAUGAUGAUGUGCUGCAAGAAUCUCAAAGGGAUGCCCUCGGAGACUCGCCCGUCACGCCUUCGGCUGCCCAGCAGGCAUCGUCGUCACCCCCAUCUUUGGGCCUGCAGAUACCCUCGAAUACGUCUGCGACCGCCGCGGAGUUACAACAGCCUCAGUCAGCCUCUGGUGUCAAUGUGCCGCUGAUUAGGCGCUUGUCCAACGCACAAACCUGGCCAAGAUCUGCUCAACCACUGGAGGACCCUCGACUGCGACCAGAGGGCGGACCCUUGAACAGCCACCCGUACUCUGCCCCUCCGGUCAAUGCCAGGGUUGACGAUAUCAUGGGAGAUGCGUUAUCACACACUCCCAGCGGGAACCAAAUGGCUAGUCUCCCAGGUGACGAGCAGCGGCUCUCAUCUCGGCCUUGGUCCAGCAACUUCAGCUCAGUCCAGCGCGUUCCGGUUGGCAGCCGCAGACCUGGUUCUCGCCGGGCAUCUGUACCGCAACCUAUUGCUCAGCCUGAGUUGCAACCUCAAAUGUCAGGCCAUGGCGGCAGCAGCCCGCCGAUUGAGGAUCAGCCGCUGAUCAUAAGCACGCCCAGCGGCGUAACGGGCGCCUAUGACGCGCCUACACGGCAUCAGUCGAAUCGCAGAAAUGAAAUGCCCCUGUUAGCCCCCAUUCCGCGUCACCCACGACCGACUCAGUCGGGCCCUGUGCAGCCUACCGUGGAACGUCUCGAGACCAUUUUCAGUGCCAACACUAAUGUCGAGACAUCCGGCAGCAGGAGCCUCAUACCAGCGUGGCUACAGGCACCAUCAGCGCCAUCCGUGGGUAGACAGUCACACUCGUCGGUCGGCAGAAGACCCAGUCGUGCUGAGCGGAGCGCAGCUAAGAACAUCAAGGAUGCCAAACGACGGGGCUGGAAUGGUUCAAAGAAGAAGAAGAACAAGAACAAGAUGGCUGAUCACGACGCUGCCAGCUCUGCGGCGUGGACCGAGGUGUCCGGGACAAGUAGAAGCGACAUACACGGCAAGCCAGCAAAGGAGAAGAAGUGUACUGUCAUGUGA